GCGACGGACAGCUCUCGCUGAUUUUUCGAGUGCUCGGCCGCCGUAUCUCGCCCGUUGGAGCCUAUUUAGGGGUUUGAUCGGCAUGCCGGCCACUCGGAUACCUUGCCCAGUUCAUGGACUAGACCUCGAACCUCAACAGGAUGGCAAUGGUCGGUCAGGCUGGGGGUUUUGGUGGACCACCACCUCCACCCAAUCCGCACCAACACAGUUGGAAAAGCAAACUCGUGUUGCCAGAGGAGGACGAGGAAGCGGACGACAAGGAGUUAGAAAGAAUUCUCGGAAAGCUGCCUUACCUCGACUCGAUGAGAGAAGAAGAGGAGCGGUGGCGAAACGCCCAUACCCGUACAACCCGCAGGCGAAGAAGGCCAAACCGGAGAGGCCAAUGGUUCAGGGAGUGGACGUUCUUGCACGUCUGCACGAGGUGAAGCAUUAUUUGCCAGCGGAGAGCCGGGCGCUAUCGUGGCGCGAGUUGAUAAGGGCGAUGAUCUGGCUUCUCAAUAACCGUCUGAUGGAAAUGCAGGAGGUCGUAGCUUCCAAGCAGGCGGACUAUCUCCAAGAGUACCUCGUGAUACGACAUCCUCACCUGGCUGGAGCAGUAAAACCCUAUGUGCCACCGGUCAAUUACGUACCGACUCCAAAGAAGGAGCUCUUGCCACCGGCGAGGUCGCAAGCUGAUCUGGACCGGCGUUACGCCCAGCUCGUCCAACAAACUGCUACACUGCAACAGCAGCUGAAUGACCUGCAGGCCCAUCGGGGGGCAGGGAGCAGCGGGGGCUACCAAACUGGACCAGUGCAGAACUCCCAGAGUGAUGAACAGUUGGUGGACGCGAUCCUGGACCUGGACUCUGAGGAGGACUCUGCAAUGGAUCCGGUAGAAGGAACCGGAGGGGAUUAUGAGCAGGAUGACGAAGAGCCAAUGGUGCUCGACGCAACCGCUAGGGUACAGAGGUUGCAGAUUGUGGAGCUGCCGGCCGCGCCGAGGGUCCAGCAGGUAUCCCUGCCCAAACCAAUCAGGAUGCCAGCUCUGGGAGCACCAGGGCCGUCCAGUGCGAGCGGGGCGGUGCCAAAAGGCGGCCACAGGUCGGGCGCUUACCCAAAGCUGAUGCCGCGGCCGAAGAAGACCACGAGUGGACGGGGCAGGAGCGGCUCUACUCUGAGUGUGCGCACACCGAGGGCGGUGCCCUCAACUAGACCAGCAGGGUCGGGUGAAAAACCCAAGGUGACGGCCACUCCAUCAAAGUCGGCGACAUCGGGUCAGCAGCCCAGAGCAGAGAACCAGCCCAAAGCGGAGGACAAAUCGGCCGAGCAACCUGCUCCGUCGAGUGAGAACCAGAAGAAGAAGGAAUAAUUCCUUAGUGCAAAAAGACCAAGUCCAACGAAUUAAUUAUUAUUUCUGGUUGUGGGAAUACCUUGUAUCCUUGCGGUUUCCAAACCAAUAUAUUUUGCUAGACAUGUGUUUUCUUUGUACAACAGGCCAAGGUCUGUGAUUGAAGAUAAUAAAAGCUCUCUCUGAUUUACUUUCAUGAUUGUUCUUGGUAAAUUAUUUGUUUUAUUACUUAAUUUAUUGUUACCCAAUUUGUACACUUUGG
Molecule: messenger RNA, 1589 nt
Organism: Neocloeon triangulifer
Lineage: Eukaryota; Metazoa; Arthropoda; Insecta; Ephemeroptera; Baetidae
Exons: 6
Coding region: 83-1348 (421 amino acids)
Source: RefSeq, a predicted model, not a curated record